Messenger RNA from Rhinocladiella mackenziei CBS 650.93, 906 nucleotides. RefSeq lists its product as uncharacterized. Bases 1 to 906 code for a protein of 301 amino acids. Lineage: Eukaryota; Fungi; Ascomycota; Eurotiomycetes; Chaetothyriales; Herpotrichiellaceae. Gene Ontology annotation, cellular component: cytoplasm; nucleus. Gene Ontology annotation, molecular function: calcium-dependent protein serine/threonine phosphatase regulator activity; nucleic acid binding. The record is from RefSeq and is a predicted model, not a curated record. Gene Ontology annotation, biological process: calcium-mediated signaling. The transcript has a single exon.
AUGGCACAAGUACCGCAACAGACUCCUCCUAUCCAGACCCAAAAUCUCUCGUCGAACUCUCCUCCUACAUCAACCGCUUCCUCCCCGGCCUCAAUAUCUCAUAAGCGGCACCAAUCUCCACUCUCUCUCGACCUGUCCUUCCUACCACCACUUUCGCAACCCGCACCCCCCUCCAACACCCUCCUGAUCACUCGUCUCGAUGACCCCAAGAUCUUCCACCCUGCUUCUCUCGCUACGAUCAGACAGCACAUCACCGAGAUCGCGCCUUUGAAUUCCUUCUCGCCCCUGAAAUCCUUACACCGCAUCAUCUGUUCAUUCUACGACGUCGAUGCCGCAAUCGCUGUGCGUCAAGUAUUCGACGGAUCUGCGAUCCUGGGAAAUACCGUGGCAAAAUGCUACUUUGGGGAACCCACUCCAAUCGGCGAUGAAAAGAAAUAUCUUGAACGUCCAGAUGCCGGACGCUUGUUCUUCAUCAGCCCUCCGCCUAGUCCUCCGAUCGGCUGGGAGAUGAGGCGUGAAGAUCCCCCGAACAAAGAAGUCCACGCCGGAGAUCUAGCAUCCAAGUUAGAGAAAUUGAGUGGCAAGAUAACCACCCCCAUUGAAGAUUCUUCUGAAGAUGAGUCCAAGAUGCAAUAUUCAGCUGAGGCUUUGCAGAAGUUGAAGGCAACACGCGCACAGGUGUUCUCGGGGAUCUCGGCUGAAGAUUCUCCCACAGACUCAUCACCAAAGAAACAUCGGAGCCGAAGCUCGACGUUGAUCUAUGACCCCAAGGCUCAUGGUGACAGCCCAGCUCUUCCGGCCGUCAUGCUCGAGACCGAAGAUGACUCGGACGUUGAACUGGAAGCCCCGGGGAAGCGAGUUAUGGCCCAUACCGCUCGGCCACCAGUUGAACUAAUGAAAUCGUGA